AUGUCUCAGCCCGACAAUCAAUCGCAAGAGGAGCGCGAGCUCGCUAACCGCCUCGCCGGCAUCAUCGAGAACGCCAACCAACGCGUCGGUCCCAUCAUCAAGAACAUCCGCUCGAACAUCGAGCAGUUUAAGGCGAAGAAGGAGGACGACCGCGACGAGCAGAAGCUCAUCGACAGCACUAAGCCUCUCAUUCAGCAGGCGGAGAAGGAGCUGAACGAGGCCAACGGCGCGAUCAAAGGCGCGGACCCGGACAAUCGCCUGAGCAAUCAGGCCACGCGUAAUUAUGAAGCGCACGACGCCACGCAAGAGGAGCAGCGGCUUGCGGAUGCGCUCGGCACUCUGGUCAAGGAUGUCGGAGGUACGAUCGAGUGGGCGAAAAACGAGAUCAACAGUCUUCCCAAGGCGAAGAAGGACCUCGGGCCGCUGCUCGAUGCGCUUGGCCAGCCGUUGACGCAGAUCGUGGGCGGUGUCGGAAUGCUGGUCGCAGGCGUGCUCAAUCUGCUCGGAAACAUUCUCUCCGGGCUUGGUCUUGACGGCCUCCUCAAAGGUAUCAUCGGCGCCACGGGCCUUGACAAGAUCUACAAGGGUCUUGGUCUCGACAAAUGGCUGAAGCUCGGCUCCUGA
Molecule: messenger RNA, 624 nt
Organism: Peniophora sp. CBMAI 1063
Lineage: Eukaryota; Fungi; Basidiomycota; Agaricomycetes; Russulales; Peniophoraceae
Source: the annotation of a GenBank genome assembly